Messenger RNA from Nannochloropsis gaditana CCMP526, 1536 nucleotides. RefSeq lists its product as uncharacterized. The record is from RefSeq and is a predicted model, not a curated record. The coding region runs from base 1 to 1536 and encodes 511 amino acids. The transcript has a single exon.
AUGAAUGCUCGGAGGAAAAAUAUGCUUGAGGAAGAAUUUCGUCGGAUAAGUAAACAGGAUCAGGCCGAUCUGAUAUCCUUAUCUUCAUUUUUCACUAGCGGAGAAGUUGCAGAGCUUUUAAAGGAAAAAUUGCUUGCCAAGGCCGAGGUGGAAUCCUUCUGGAUAGGAGAGCUCGGUGACAAGGCGGAGCCGGCAGAUUUGGACGCUUUCUUGGCAGUUUACGAAAAAAUUGAUGCAUUGUUUGAGGAAGAAGAGGAGGAUGAGGAUGUUGAGGUGGGGCAGGCGGGUGCCGUGAAGGGGAUUACGCUCGAGGAGUUCCUGGCUUCUGGAGAUGUCAGUCGAUAUUUGGAAGAAAAUCUCAUCAGUAGAGAGGAGGUGGAGUCCAUGUGGGCUGCGGAGGCCGGCUUCCGGGGAGCAAGCGCGGGUGUCCGGGCCGUGUUGAGCGCGGAGGGAUCCAUGCGGGUGUACGCCGGGAUAGAGGACCUGCUGGAGGAGGUGGUGGACGAUGCGGAGAAGAGCGAUGAGACGCAGACGGCCGUGCCUGAGGAGAACGAAGGGAAGGAGUUGCGGGCAGAGUACAUGGCGGCGAUCGGUGGGGACCUGGAGGCAGAGAUGGACUACGCCGCCUUUCUGAGAACGAACGAGCUGCCCGACCUGCUCGAGGAGGGGCUGGUAUCGCGGGAGGAGGUGGGGUCGAUGUGGGACAAGGUCCGGUCUGAACGAGGCACGGGAGACGUGGUGGAUUUCGCGGGCUUCCAGGCCCUGUCCUCGGCCUUGGACGAUCUCUUCCUGGAGGAGGGAGAGGAGGAGGAGAAGGUCGCGCCUCGGCAGACGGCGGCAGCGGCCUACAAAGCUGCGGCCGCCGCGCAGGCCAAAGAGGCGGAGCCCGAAGGUUUGCGAAUAGUGGGCCCUGCCAAGCCGCAGUUGAAGGAAAUGCUGGCCUCGGUGCUAUUGGCGGGCCUGCUGGAAGAGGACAAAGCCCUGGACGACUACGUGGGGGCGCUGGUGGAGGCGAUGCUCGACGAGGAGGCCAACCUGGCGGCGCGGGACGAGCUGGAGAUUACAGACCUGCAGAAGGCCAUGGAGGGGGAGUGGGAGCUUGCCUACAGCACCUCACGGACCAUGCGGUACAACCGUGGCUUGAGCGGUCUGGGCAAGUCCCUGCCCAAGGUGGAGUUCCUGGGGUUCAGCCAGUCCAUCGCCGUGAACGGCUUCGCCCUGGAAACGGUCUACACGGAGCGACUGAGGACGCUGGGGAGGGACUUGAACGUGGUGGUGGAAGGGGCCUGGGAGCUGAAGGAUGUGGUUUCGAUCAUGAGCGGAGAGCUCUGCCUGAUCAUGGACGUGUUGCCGGCGACCAUCACGUACGGCUUUAUGAGGGAGAGAAUCGAGACGGGCUGGAAGGGCGUGCGGGUUUUGAACAGGUGCGAGUUGCUGUACUUGGACGAGGACUUGCGGGUGAUGAAAGGCCAGUCCUCGGACUCCUAUUUCGUGUUCAGCCGGCGGACGGAGGGGGCGGCCGACCGCAUGAGCUAG